CCGUCUGUGCUCUGUCCCCAGCGCUCCACUUCCCGUCGACACGCUGCUCAGGGAUGACCUUCGGCGUCCUGCUCCUUCUGGGUGUCCUGGCUUCUUAUCAUGGAUUCAACCUGGAUGUGGAGGAGCCCACGAUCUUCCAGGAGGACGCAGCCGGCUUUGGACAGAGCGUGGUGCAGUUUGGUGGAUCUCGACUCGUGGUGGGAGCCCCCCUGGAGGUGGUGGCGGCCAACCAGACGGGACGUCUGUAUGACUGCGUGGCUGCCACCCGCAUCUGCCAGCCCAUCCAGCUGCCCAUCUGUCCCAUGGCCGUGAACAUGUCCCUGGGUCUGACCCUGGCAGCCUCCACUGACCUCUCCUGGCUUCUGGCCUGUGGCCCGACCCUGCACAGAGCCUGUGAGGAGAACUUGUACUCAAAGGGUUCCUGCCUCCUGCUGGGCUCGCAUUGGGAGAUCAUCCGGACAGUCCCCAGUGCCCUGCCAGACUGUCCACAUCAAGAGAUGGACAUCGUCUUCCUGAUUGACGGCUCUGGGAGCAUUGAUGAAAACGACUUUAACCAGAUGAAGGGCUUUGUCCAAGCUGUAAUGGACCAGUUUGAGGACACUGAUACCCUGUUCUCACUGAUGCAGUACUCAAACCUCCUGAAGAUCCACUUCACCUUCACGCAAUUCCGGACCAGCCCGAGCCCGCAGAGCCUGGUAGAUCCCAUCGUCCAACUGAAAGGCCUGACAUUCACGGCCACGGGCAUCCUGAAAGUGGUGACACAGCUAUUUCAUCAUGAGAACGGGGCCCGCAAAAGUGCCAAGAAGAUCCUCAUUGUCAUCACAGAUGGGCAGAAGUACAAAGAUCCCCUGGAAUACAGUGACGUCAUCCCCCAGGCGGAGGAAGCUGGCAUCAUCCGCUACGCCAUCGGGGUGGGAAAUGCCUUCCAGAAACCCACCGCCAGGGAGGAGCUGAACACCAUCGGCUCAGCCCCUCCGCAGGACCAUGUGUUCAAGGUAGACAACUUCGCAGCCCUUGGAAGCAUCCAGAAGCAGCUGCAGGAGAAGAUCUUUGCAGUCGAGGGAACCCAGUCCAGGGCAAGCAGCUCCUUCCAACACGAGAUGUCCCAAGAAGGCUUCAGUGCAGCCCUCACAAUGGAUGGCCCCGUCCUGGGGGCUGUGGGGAGCUUCAGCUGGUCUGGAGGUGCCUUCCUGUACCCCCCAAAUGUGAACCCCACCUUCAUCAACAUGUCUCAGGAGAAUGUGGACAUGAGGGAUUCUUACCUGGGUUACUCCACCCAGCUGGCCCUGUGGAAGGGGGUACAGAGCCUGGUCCUGGGGGCCCCCCGUUACCAGCACACCGGGAAGGCUGUCAUCUUCACCCAGGUGUCCAGGCAAUGGAGGAUGAAGGCUGAAGUCACGGGGACCCAGGUCGGCUCCUACUUUGGGGCCUCCCUCUGCUCCGUGGACAUGGACAGCGAUGGCAGCACCGACCUGAUCCUCAUCGGGGCCCCCCAUUACUACGAGCAGACCCGAGGGGGCCAGGUGUCUGUGUGCCCCUUGCCCAGGGGGCAGAGCAUGUGGUGGCAGUGUGAUGCUGUUCUCCGAGGGGAGCAGGGCCACCCCUGGGGCCGCUUUGGGGCAGCCCUGACAGUGCUGGGGGACGUGAAUGGGGACAAGCUGACAGAUGUGGCCAUCGGGGCCCCGGGAGAGCAGGAGAACCUGGGUGCUGUCUACCUGUUUUCCGGAGCCUCGGGAUCCAGCAUCAGCCCCUCUCACAGCCAGCGGAUCACGGGCUCCCAGCUGUCCCCCAGGCUGCAGUAUUUCGGGCAGGCGCUGAGCGGGGGUCAGGACCUCACCCAGGAUGGACUGGUGGACCUGGCGGUGGGGGCCCGGGGCCAGGUGCUCCUGCUCAGGAGUCUGCCGGUGCUAAAAGUAGGGGUGGCCAUGAGAUUCAGCCCCGUGGAGGUGGCCAAGGCUGUGUACCGGUGCUGGGAAGAGAGGCCCAGCACGCUGGAAGCUGGGGACGCCAACGUCUGUCUCACCAUCCACAAAAGCACAUUCGACCAGCUAGGUGACAUCCAAAGCUCCAUCGGGUAUGAGCUGGCACUGGACCCAGGUCGUCUGACUUCUCGCGCCAUUUUCAGUGAGACCAAGAACCGAACUUUGACUCGAAGAAAAACCGUGGGACUGGGGGUUCACUGUGAAACCCUGAAGCUGCUUUUGCCAGAUUGCGUGGAGGAUAUAGUGAGCCCCAUCAUUCUGCGCCUCAACUUCUCCCUGCUGAGAGAGCCCCUCCCCUCCUCCAAGAACCUUCGCCCCGUGCUGGCCGCGGGCUCACAAGACCUCUUCACUGCUUCUCUCCCCUUUGAGAAGAACUGUGGGCAAGAUGACCUCUGUGAAGGGGACCUGGGUAUCACCCUCAGCUUCUCAGGCCUGAAAACUCUGACCGUGGGGCAGUCCCUGGAGCUCAACGUGAUUGUGACUCUGUGGAAUGCGGGCGAGGAUUCCUAUGGGACUGUCGUCAGCCUCUACUACCCAGCUGGGCUGUCCCACCGACGUGUGUACGGAGCCCAGAAGCAGCCCCAUCAAUGCGCCCUGCGCCUGGCAUGUGAGGCAGUGCCCACUGAGAACGAGGGCCUGAGGAGCAGCCGCUGCAGCGUCAACCACCCCAUCUUUCACGAGGGCUGUAACGGCACCUUCAUAGUCACAUUUGAUGUCUCCUACAAGGCCACCCUAGGAGACAGGAUGCUGAUGAAGGCCAGUGCAAGCAGUGAGAACAAUAAGGCUUCAAGCAGCAAGGCCACCUUCCAGCUGGAGCUCCCAGUGAAGUAUGCGGUCUACACCGUGAUCAGCAGGCAGGAAGAAUCCACCAAGUACUUGAACUUUUCAACCUUCGAUGAGAAGAAAAUGAAAGAGAUAGAGCAUCGCUACCGGGUGAAAAACCUCAGCCAGCGAGGUCUGGCCGUCAGCGUUAACUUCUGGGCUCCUGUCCUGCUGAACGGUGUGGCUGUGUGGGAUGCGGUCGUGGAAGCCCCAGCCCAGAGUCUGCCCUGUGUAUCAGAGAAAAAACUUCCCCGGCAUUCUGACUUCCUGACCCAGAUUUCCAGAAGUCCCGUGCUGGACUGCUCCAUUGCUGGCUGCCUGCGGUUCCGCUGUGACGUCCCCUCCUUCAGCGUCCAGGAGGAGCUGGACUUCACCCUGAAGGGCAACCUCAGCUUUGGCUGGGUCCGCCAGAUGUCACAGAAGAAGGUAUCCGUCAUGAGUGUGGCUGAAAUGACAUUCGACACAUCCGUGUACUCCCAGCUUCCGGGACAGGAGGCAUUUAUGAGCGCUCAGAUGGAGACCGUGCUAGAAGAAUACAAGGACUACAAUGCCACCCCCCUCGUCAUGGGCAGCUCUGUAGGGGGUCUGCUGCUGCUGGCGCUCAUGACAGCUGCACUGUACAAGCUUGGCUUCUUCAAACGCCACUACAAGGAAAUGCUGGACGACAAGCCUGAAGACACUGCCACAUUCAAUGAGGAGGAUUUCAGCCGUGUGGCCCCAAAUGUGGCUAUGUCCUAAUCCACUUUUCUGUUUGUCUCUACCCCUGUCAGCUGGUCUUCCUUGCACCCAUAAAUCAACUUACAUGGAUACAACUUCUGCAUAGAUCUGCACUGGCCUGAGCAACCUACCAGGUGCUAAGCACCUUCUCAGAGAGAUAGAGAUUAUAAUAUUUUUACAUGUCUGUCUACCUUUUUCAGCAAUGACCCACUUUUUACAGAAGCAGGCAUGGUACCGACAUAAAAUUUCAUAUGUAUAAGAAAUGUCACAUGAAAUGAGGGUGUUUAUAGCACACUUUCCUUGCAUGGGAGAGCUCUAACCCAAGGACCUGAGUGCCAGUCUGGGAAUAACUGGAGAAACCUAUUUGUGGGCAGUGAAAAAGUUCUCUCACUUUCUAUGGCAACGGAUGCCUGAGGUUGUCUUUUCUUU
Messenger RNA from Saimiri boliviensis boliviensis (Bolivian squirrel monkey), 3950 nucleotides. RefSeq names its product integrin subunit alpha D (gene ITGAD). Lineage: Eukaryota; Metazoa; Chordata; Mammalia; Primates; Cebidae. The record is from RefSeq and is a predicted model, not a curated record. Gene Ontology annotation, biological process: cell-cell adhesion; integrin-mediated signaling pathway; cell-matrix adhesion. Gene Ontology annotation, molecular function: integrin binding. Gene Ontology annotation, cellular component: integrin complex; external side of plasma membrane.